GUCUUAUCCACGAUCAAUCAUGUCUCCCAAAACUGCUACCCAUCGCUCUUCUCGUCGUGACGCUCGUCGUCGCAGCCUCUCGACUUCAUCUACGUCGUCUAUUACUGUCUCCUCUGAUGACGAGAACACCUUCACGGUCGCCAUCAUCGAUGAGAAGGAGAACUUAGACCCUAACAAUGGCAAGAAUGUGGCAGUCCCGAACAAGUCCAAGCGCUCCAAGCGAGCACGCUCCUCCAGCUCAUCCACGCCUUCGAAGAAAUCGUCCUCCCCCCAGACCGUCAAGGACGCCGCAUGUCGCCGCACGAAGAGAGCCCUCUCUUCGCGCAAGGCCCCGUCAGCGGAAGCCAUCGAAGGUGAUAUGCCUGUUCCGGUUUUGAUGGACGCCACGGAGGCCUACACUGGGUUCGCCUACAGCGGCGCCCACUUCGAACUUCCUCCCGUCUUCGCUGUCAACACGGUGCACACCAUCGGCGAUCUGUUCUUCGACUCCUUUGCGUAAGCCCUUACAGGCCCUUCGUCACUUUUUCUCUUCUCUCCUGUGACGUCGAAGCAUCCAUACCAUGAUACCAUUUCUUUUUUCCGUAUUCACAUUCUAUCCCCAUUCCAUCAUCACCCUUCUUACGUCGCCUGCAUUUUUUUUUCUACUGCACGCCGCCUCCCCCCUUCCCAUUAUGCCAAGGUUUGUCUCAUCGUCGUCCUGCUGUAUUAUUAAAUUUCUUUUUUGGAUGGAUCAUCAUUCAAUCUCCUUUAUAUUCUUUCAUCUUCUUUAUCUCUUUUUAUCUCUUUUAUAUCCUUUCCUACAGUACCUCUCGUAUACUCCGAUACCACUGCAUAUCGUUUCGAUUACGAGUAGUUCUCUGCCUCCCCCUUCUCCUUCUUAGGCUCUUGGUUUCCCAGUGACGAUCAUCAUCGCUAUGCGUCCCGUCUCUGCAUCCCUUCGAGUCAUCGCUGCGUUCUCUCAUCGGGGCUCAGUACUUUUAUCUCUUUUUUCUUCUCUACACUACAUCCUUCGUGUCGCCUGUGUUGGUUGUCUCGUCC
This is a messenger RNA of Stereum hirsutum FP-91666 SS1, 1038 nucleotides long. RefSeq lists its product as uncharacterized. Bases 20 to 499 code for a protein of 159 amino acids. The transcript is spliced from 2 exons. The record is from RefSeq and is a predicted model, not a curated record. Lineage: Eukaryota; Fungi; Basidiomycota; Agaricomycetes; Russulales; Stereaceae.